GCGAAGUUUCCAGCCUGCGAGCGCGGCGGGAACGGCCGGACGUCCCCAGACCCUGGCCAUGCGGCCGCUGCUGCUCCUGGCCCCGCUGGGCUGGCUGCUCCUGGCCGAAGCGAAGGGCGACGCCAAGCCGGAGGACAACCUCUUAGUCCUCACGGUGGCCACGAGGGAGACUGAGGGGUUCCGACGCUUCAAGCGUUCAGGCCAGUUCUUCAACUACAAGAUCCAGGCGCUGGGCCUGGGGGAAGACUGGAAUGGAGAGAAGGGGGCGUCAUCAGGUGGAGGGCUGAAGGUUCGGCUGCUGAAGAAGGCUCUGGAGAAGCACGCAGACAAGGAGAACCUGGUCAUUCUCUUCACAGACAGCUAUGACGUGGUGUUUGCGUCGGGGCCUCGAGAGCUCCUGAAGAAGUUCCGGCAGGCCAGGAGCCAGGUGGUCUUCUCGGCCGAGGAGCUUAUCUACCCUGACCGCAGGCUGGAGGCCAAGUACCCGGCAGUGUCCGAUGGCAAGAGGUUCCUGGGCUCUGGAGGCUUCAUCGGUUAUGCCCCCAGCCUCAGCAAACUGGUGGCCGAGUGGGAUGGCCAGGACGGUGACAGUGACCAGCUCUUUUACACCAAGAUCUUCUUGGACCCAGAGAAGAGGGAGCGGAUCAACAUCACCCUGGACCACCGCUGCCGUAUCUUCCAGAAUCUGGAUGGAGCCUUGGAUGAGGUGGUGCUCAAGUUUGAAAUGGGCCACGUGAGAGCGAGGAACCUUGCCUAUGACACCCUUCCGGUCCUGAUUCAUGGCAAUGGGCCCACCAAGCUGCAGCUGAACUACCUGGGCAACUACAUCCCGCGCUUCUGGACCUUCGAGACAGGCUGCGCUGUGUGUGAUGAGGGCCUGCGCAGCCUCAGGGGCAUAGGGGAUGAAGCUCUGCCCACAGUCCUGGUCGGCGUGUUCAUCGAACAGCCCACGCCGUUCCUAUCCCUGUUCUUCCAGCGGCUCCUCCGCCUCCACUACCCCCGAAAACAGAUGCGGCUUUUCAUUCACAACCACGAGCAACACCACAAGGCUCAGGUGGAACAGUUCCUGGCAGAGCAUGGCAGCGAGUACCAGUCCGUGAAACUGGUGGGCCCUGAGGUUCGGGUGGCAAACGCUGACGCCAGGAACGUGGGCGCGGAUCUGUGCCGACAGGACCGUGGCUGCACCUACUACCUCAGCGUGGAUGCUGACGUGGCCCUGACGGAGCCUAAAACCCUGCGCCUGCUGAUCGAGCAGAACAAGAACGUCAUCGCCCCGUUGAUGACCCGCCAUGGGAGGCUGUGGUCGAACUUCUGGGGGGCCCUGAGCGCAGAUGGCUACUACGCCCGCUCCGAGGACUACGUGGACAUUGUGCAGGGACGGCGCGUUGGCGUCUGGAACGUGCCCUACAUCUCCAACAUCUACCUGAUCAAGGGCAGUGCCCUGCGGGCUGAGCUGCUGCAGACAGACCUGUUCCACCACAGCAAGCUGGACCCCGACAUGGCCUUCUGUGCCAAUAUCCGGCAGCAGGAUGUGUUCAUGUACCUGACCAACCGGCACACCUUUGGCCACCUGCUCUCCCUGGACAGCUACCAGACCAGCCACCUCCACAACGACCUCUGGGAGGUGUUCAGCAACCCCGAGGACUGGAAGGAGAAGUACAUCCACGAGAACUACACCAAGGCCCUGGCGGGGAAGCUGGUAGAGAUGCCCUGCCCAGAUGUCUACUGGUUCCCCAUCUUCACGGAGACGGCCUGUGACGAGCUGGUGGAGGAGAUGGAACACUAUGGCCAGUGGUCUCUGGGAGAUAACAAGGACAACCGCAUCCAGGGUGGCUACGAAAACGUACCAACCAUCGACAUCCACAUGAAUCAGAUCAGCUUCGAGCGGGAAUGGCACAAGUUCCUGGUGGAGUACAUCGCCCCCAUGACCGAGAAGCUCUACCCAGGCUAUUAUACCAGGGCCCAGUUCGACCUGGCCUUUGUUGUCCGCUACAAGCCAGAUGAGCAGCCGUCCCUCAUGCCGCACCACGACGCCUCCACCUUCACCAUCAACAUCGCCCUGAACCGGGUCGGCGUGGAUUACGAGGGCGGGGGCUGUCGGUUCCUGCGCUACAACUGCUCCAUCCGAGCCCCACGGAAAGGCUGGACCCUCAUGCACCCCGGGCGACUCACGCACUACCACGAGGGGCUCCCCACCACCAGGGGCACCCGCUACAUCGCCGUGUCCUUCGUCGAUCCCUAAUUGGCCAGGCCAGCCACCUCGGACCUCUUCCUCUUUGCCAACAACCACUGCCGGGCAGCACUCUGGGGCGUCGGGGCCCCAGGGAACCUGGACCAGCCUCCAGGCUCUUGACCUCCAUUGCUCUUGGAGCCACCAUCGGAGAGAUUUGGCCACGAGCCAGAGGCAGAAUACACCUCCUUGGCUGGGGCUUUCCUGGUGCUCUGGACCCAGCCCAGGGAGGCGCCCUGUAGUCAGCAGUGCAUGUUCAUUGCUUUGUGGCAACUUGUCCUUUCCCACCCAUCUUCCUGAAAUACCCAGUCCUCUUUGUCUGCUUCUUCCAUGGGGCGGGACUUGAGCAGAACAAGGGCUUAACCGGCUGCCCAGAGGUGCUCUAGGUGUGAGAAGGGAGCCCUGGAGCUUCUCCCGGGCAGAGCUGCAGCCCAGGACUUCUGCUCCCAGCAGACACAGAGACCGGAUCAGAUUCACGCCCCCUCCCUGCCCCCAGGACUGCCGAAGCCCCUUCCUCCGUGGCUCCUGUCGUGGGAGCAGAAUGUUGUCCCCUGGAGAUGAUGACUCAGAAACCCCCCUGGGAGACAGGAAAGGCAUCGAUGCCAUAGCUCCAUCCUCUGCGUGGGGGGAGGGAGUGAGAUGUCCGCACACUGCAGUGAAUCACCCUGUCCCGAUGCCUCUGGAGAGAGGGACAGACAGAAACAGGAGAGUUUCUAUUAAAGAUCAUUCACACCACAGAGUGGGAGAUGCUUGGGUGAGUGACUGUGCACGUGUCCGAGCGAGUGUCUGCAGGGAGAGGUUUAAGAGCCCGUGGCUGGCAAGAAGGGCUGUGUCAGCAGACCGGGUGGCUUGUGUUUCCCAAACCCAGUCACGUAUGAUCCCGGUGUCAUUUGUGUGUUCCGUAAAGCCUUACACGUGAGCCCGGCGCUGGCCGCCUGGGGCAUGCUUCAUCUCUGGAGAUCUGCAUCAGAGAGAACUCCUGGUGGCCCCCACCACACCCUGGACACACUCUUCUUAUAGCACUGAUAACACUUCGGGGUGUUUAUUAAUAUUGAGGGCCAACCUCUAUCCCUCCCUUGCUGUGGGCUGGGCAUUGUGUAUGUCAGGUGCUCAGCCCUCUGGGGUAGGGGCUGUCAUUUCCUUUUUUUUUUUUUUUUUUUAAGUUUACUUAUUUAUUUUGAGAGAAAGAGCAGGGGAGGGACAGAGAGAGAGAAAGGGAGACAGAGAAUCCCAAGCGGCCUCUGCACCUCCAGAGCAGAACCAGACGCAGGGCUCAAACUCAUGAACCACGAGACCAUGACCUGAGCUUAAAUCAAGAGUCAGAUGCUUAACCGACUGAGCCACCCAGGCGCCUCUGUCAUUUCCUUUUUAUAGAUGAGGAACUGGAGGCUUAGGAGAAGCCAGUUCAGGUCACACAAGUAAGCGUAGGGAGAGGGGUUUGAAUAUGACCUCGCUAGAAAUCUGGUCCCUUGCUCCCCGAGCCGUGGGACAGAAAUCAGAGCUGCAACACGGUUCACGGUGCCCAGGAAGUGCCAGUGUCUUCUGUGAUGCGGUGCUUCUGAGGCUGAGGGUGAUUUCUCUCCCCAGGGGAUAUUUGGCAAUGUCUGAAGUCAUUUUUGGUUGUGACAUCCAGGAAAGGGGUGGGGGGUGGGGUGUUAUCUGCAUCGGUGGGCAGAGGCCCGCAUACUCUUAAACACCCUACAAUGUACGGGAUGACCCCUGACCCAAAGCAUUAACUGUCCCCAAAUGCCGGCAGUGCUGAGACAGAAGCCUGGUAGCAGAUGCCAUUUGAGUGGGGCCUUGGAGGGGGACAAGAUUCCCAGUAGUGGAGACUUUCCAGGCCAGGCGGCUGGAGCCAGCAAGGUGCAGGGUGGCUGCUGUUGGCUGGGGGGAGGGGGGGGGUUGUAAAAGCUCAUUUUCCCAGGUUGUAAAAGGAGGAUUGGACUUCAUGGCUUCAAUGUCAUUGAUGGAUUUUGUGUAUGCUUUCUAAAGAUAAUUUUAAGUGUUUGUGUUUUUUAAAUUGACUCACAGUAAAUUCAUAUAGUGCAAA
Molecule: messenger RNA, 4280 nt
Organism: Lynx canadensis (Canada lynx)
Lineage: Eukaryota; Metazoa; Chordata; Mammalia; Carnivora; Felidae
Gene: PLOD1
Product: procollagen-lysine,2-oxoglutarate 5-dioxygenase 1
Exons: 19
Coding region: 59-2242 (727 amino acids)
Biological process (GO): peptidyl-lysine hydroxylation
Cellular component (GO): endoplasmic reticulum
Molecular function (GO): L-ascorbic acid binding; procollagen-lysine 5-dioxygenase activity; iron ion binding
Source: RefSeq, a predicted model, not a curated record